UGUUUUACGUCCCCGUGCCCCGCCUCUAUUUUGGUUAUGUUCCUUAAAGAAUGUCAUCUGUUAAGGAAGUUUCCCCCUGGAUGAAAUGAACUGCAAUUUUUCUGUUUAAGUAAACACAUUAGGGGGAGUCUAUACUGUAUUAGCACGUUUUGAUAAAAUUUCCGUCAGAGUUCUUACCGUAAGAGAGGUGGCCCGGCACACGUCAAUGAAAAAAUGUUAACUUUACCCGGCAACUAAGUACUGCUGUCACCGUGACGCUGCAUUUGUUUACAAUUAGGCAAAAGUAACUAGUUUUGUUACAUAACAGUCCUAUGGCCGAUGAACAAGAACAACAGUCCCAGGGUUGGCUAACUGACUGGCUACCUUCAUGGUGCCCCACCUCAAUGUCUCAACUAAAAGCAACAGAAGCUAAAAUCCUACGCUGCAUACAGAAUACACUGUUAUCUUAUUAUGUCUCACUUCCAAGCAGAAAUAAAAUCUGGACUGUCACAGUUAAUCCAGACUGCCAUGCCAAGACACCGCUGGUCAUGGUUCAUGGGUUUGGUGGAGGAGUUGGACUCUGGGUCCAGAACCUUGAUGCACUGAGUAUGCACAGAACAGUCUAUGCCUUUGACUUGCUUGGUUUUGGAAGAAGCUCUCGGCCUCUGUUUAGUCGUGAUGCAGAGCAAGCAGAGGAGGAGUUUGUUCAGUCGAUUGAAGAAUGGAGAGAUGUGAUGGGCAUUAACAAGAUGAUCCUUCUUGGACACAGUCUGGGAGGGUUCCUGGCAGCCUCGUACAGCACUAAAUACCCUGACAGGGUAAAGCACUUGAUUCUUGUGGACCCAUGGGGAUUUCCUGAACGACCUACAGACCCCACUCAGGUGAGAAGUCCUCCUCGAUGGGCAAAGGCUCUUAUGACAGUGCUAGGACAGUUUAACCCUCUUGCAGUUUUGAGAGUGGCUGGACCAUGGGGUCCAGGGUUAGUGCAGAAAUUUCGUCCUGAUUUCAAAAGGAAGUUUGCUCAUCUGUUUGAGGAUGAUACAAUUGCUGAAUACAUUUAUCACUGCAAUGCACAAACACCUAGUGGUGAAAGUGCAUUCAAGUCACUGACAGAGUCUUUUGGUUGGGCAAAGCGGCCAAUGCUGUCUCGGAUACAUCUAAUUCGGAAAGAGUUGCCAAUCACACUGAUCUAUGGUGCAUACAGCUGGAUUGACACCAACUCUGGGGAAGAGGUGAAGAAACAGAGGCCAUAUUCCUAUGUCCGAACAAUAGCCAUCGAUGAUGCUUCUCACCAUGUAUAUGCUGAUCAGCCACAAGAGUUCAAUGCCGUAGUGGAAGAAGUGUGUAGCUCUUUGGACUAAGUUACUUGCAGAUAUUGCCUUAAUGUUAAUGAAGCAUCCAUAUUUGACAUUUGUGGAUGAUUUGAUGUAUUCAGGGCAGUGGCUACUUGUGGCACAUAUCUCUAAAAAGUUGGCCUAACCACAAGUAAUUACCCCAUUUUCUUUUGCAGAAUUGAGAAAUCCCUCCAUAUCCCACACUGUAUUUGUUUAUUGAGAUGACGUAGGUUAAAAGAAAAAAAAAAAAAACAAAACAAAGGAAAGUCUGAUGUUUCUGUUUUGUUGUAUACAAGUCAUAUUUUUUGUCAAGUGCCAAGAGAACCAUAUAAAAUACAGAAUAUCUUUGCA
Messenger RNA from Protopterus annectens (West African lungfish), 1664 nucleotides. RefSeq names its product abhydrolase domain containing 4, N-acyl phospholipase B (gene ABHD4). Gene Ontology annotation, cellular component: lipid droplet. The record is from RefSeq and is a predicted model, not a curated record. The transcript has 7 exons. Gene Ontology annotation, molecular function: phosphatidylcholine lysophospholipase A1 activity. The coding region runs from base 312 to 1340 and encodes 342 amino acids. NCBI's taxonomy places the organism in Eukaryota, Metazoa, Chordata, Ceratodontiformes, Protopteridae.